Plectropomus leopardus (leopard coralgrouper) is the source of this 1244-nucleotide messenger RNA. Lineage: Eukaryota; Metazoa; Chordata; Actinopteri; Perciformes; Serranidae. The record is from RefSeq and is a predicted model, not a curated record.
GUUGAAGAAGAAGAUUGCAACACGGCUGUCGGUGGGGGAGGACCUGUGAAGCAGGAGGUACGAGUGAAAGCGCAACAUUAGUGGUGGAAAGUUUACUGUGACUCAAUUCAGCGGAAGCGGAGCUCGAGCGAAGUCCGUGUGCGCAACAGGUGUCGGUUGUGUAUGGUAACUGUAGGACUCCCUGCUUUAAGGUUUUGAAGUUGUUCGGACAGUGAGGAGAUAAGAUUUCGUCGGUUAAAAAGAGCAACAACAUGUCGAACCUCCGACCCAGACUGUGUGUGCUGGAGAAAGGAACCAGCGGCUACGGGUUCCACCUGCACGGAGAGAAGGGCAAGACCGGGCAGUUUAUCCGGCUCGUGGAGUCCGAUACUCCCGCCUCCGCAGCCGGGCUCCUCGCGGGCGACCAACUGGCUUUCGUGAAUGGUGACAGUGUGGAAGGCGAGAGCCACCAGCAAGUGGUCGCGAGGAUACGAGCCACCACCGGGCCUCUGGAGCUCAUUGUAGUGGACCACGAAACGUCGGAGCUGCUGAAGAAACAUAGCCUGAAGUGCCGGAAAGAGUUCGUCGAGGAGGGGAUUCCCCUGCCCGGUGGGGACAGCGACUCAGACCGCGGGGACACACAGAGCAACGGCACCCCGAGGGGCUCCAGCCCUGCCCCGCGAGAGAACGGGGAUGCUGCCUCGGAGAGGUCAGACAGGUCGGGGAGACUGAGCGUCAGCUCCAGCACCAAGGAGGAGAAUGGCAGGCUGCGACCUCGUCUCUGCCAAAUGAAGAAGGGACCCAGCGGCUACGGCUUCAACCUUCACAGCGAGAAGUCCAAACCAGGCCAGUUCAUCAGAGCCGUGGAUGAAGACUCUCCAGCAGAGAGAGCAGGCCUCAGACCACAGGACAAGAUCGUCCAGGUGAACGGCUUGUCAGUGAUUAGCAUGCAGCACUCGGAGGUGGUGGCAGCUAUCAAAGCAGGAGGAGACGAGGCCACCCUGCUGGUGGUGGAUGCAGAGACUGAAGAAUUCUUCAAGAGAUGCAACGUCCUGCCCACUGUGGAACACGUCACUGGACCUCUUCCUGAGCCAGCAUCAGAGGAGGAAGAGGCAGCAGUAGAGAUGAAGUCUAAAGUGACUGCAAGAUCCUCAACCUCCAGUGCCUCUUCCAACGCUUCCCUGCCAGCAGCAACCAGCAGCUCCCCGCCUGCACAGGUAAACGGGACAAAUACUAACAAUAUACCGUAAAACUUCAAUUAUUAG